AGCGAAAAGACGAAAAGAACAAGAAAGUGAUGAUGAACGACACGAACGACAAGUAAAAGAUACAUCACGAGCAGAACAACGAAGAAAACAAGAAACAGAUGACGAACGCCAUGGUCGGCAAUCGAAGAAUGCAUCACGAGAAAGAAAACGAAGAGAACAAGAAACGGAUGAUGAACGCAAGGGGGAAACAGCUGACUCCAGUACCUUGGAGUCAAGUGGAGUCAAGUGGAGUCAAGUGGAGUCAAGUGGAGUCAAGUGGAGUCAGGUGGAAUCACAAAGAAUCUGGUAA
Molecule: messenger RNA, 289 nt
Organism: Rotaria sp. Silwood2
Lineage: Eukaryota; Metazoa; Rotifera; Eurotatoria; Philodinida; Philodinidae
Source: the annotation of a GenBank genome assembly